AUGAAUGUUCUUUCUGCUAUGCUGAACAAAGCUGCUAAGCAUGGAAUUUUUAAAUUCCACCCUAAAUGUAGAAGAAUCUCCCUAACUUACCUUAGUUUUACUUAUGAUCUCCUUGUGUUCUGUCAUGGUUCCCUUGAAUCUGUUCUUGGUGUCCAAUGCACCCUUGAGAGGUUUUAUGAUCUGUCAGGCCUUAAGCUUAAUACUUUGAAGACUGAACUUUUCGCAUGUGGGUUAAGUGGGAGUACCCUUGAUCAGAUACAAUCUGUUACUGGAUUUAGAGUGGCUCAGUUACCUGUUAGAUAUCUUGGAGUGCCCCUGGUCACUCAGAAACUCACUAGUAAGGAUUGUGCUGCUCUUUUGGGGAGAAUUAAGGACAAGCUCUCUCAAUGGUCUAGACAGAAGCUUAGCUUUAGGGGUAGACUUCAGUUGAUCAAGACAGUGUUGCACAUUAUUUUCAAUUAUUGGAGCAGACAGCUCAUUCUCCCCAAGGGGAUUGUCAGGGACAUUGAAAGGUUAUGCAUGCGAUUUUUCUGGAAGGGCAAUGACUCUCCUACCAGAGGAGCUCGUGUUGGAUGGAAUCAGAUAUGUUCAUUAAAGUCUGAGGGUGGUCUGGGCCUUAGAGAUCUAUCCUUGUGGAGUAAAGCAUGUUGCUUGCUGCUAAUUAAAAAUAUUCUGGCCAAUGAAGGUUCUAUUUGGAUAGCUUGGAUUAAAGAAUACUGCUUUAAAAAUGUGAGUUUUUGGGAAGCGAUAUGUAAAGACCAUUUUAGUUUGAUUAUUAAAAAACUGUUGAAUCUCCGUGAGGUGGCUAGAACUUUGUUCCUUCCUAGUACUGAUUGGCGUCUAAUUAGCAGUAAAUGGAUAUGGGGAAAUAUCAGAAUCAGCAGAGAGAAUGUUAAUUGGCACAAAAUCAUUUGGUUCCCUGCUCAUAUCCCGAAAUGUUCUCUCAUUUCGUGGAUGGACAUCCCCAAUAGACUGCCUACUAAGGAUAGGUUGAUUCGUUUUGGUUUGGAAAUGGAUAAUAGUUGUAUUAUGUGUGGCAAUGGGCUGGAAACACGUGACCACCUAUUUGCUAAUUGUUCCUUUGUAUUAUAUCUGGGAUGA
Hibiscus syriacus is the source of this 1101-nucleotide messenger RNA. RefSeq lists its product as uncharacterized. The record is from RefSeq and is a predicted model, not a curated record. The coding region runs from base 1 to 1101 and encodes 366 amino acids. Lineage: Eukaryota; Viridiplantae; Streptophyta; Magnoliopsida; Malvales; Malvaceae. The transcript has a single exon.